AUGUCUAUAAAUGAAAAACAGAAUCUGGUUCCACCUCAACCUCAUCUCUUUGGUUCUCCAUCCAGGUUCAUGUCUCUAGCAGUUUCUUCACCAAAAUGGUUGAACAAUUGUGUUCAAGCACUCAUCUCAAUUCUAUGUUGCGUCGUUUUCCUCAUGUUUGAUCUUCUUGAUUCUGUUUUUUGUGUUAUCUAUGGAUAUCUUGAUAAACUCAUUGAAGGGCAGGCUUCCCCUUGUUGCUGCUCUAUCUGGGAGAGGCAAAAGAGGAGGAUGAAUGUGACAGAUGAUGGUCUAUCAGAUAGCUUGUUUGAGAGAAAGAACACUUUCAGAGAAAUGGGAUUCUUUCAAUAUGAGAGAAAACGCGAAGAUUCCAAUACAAAUUUUAAUAAAGAUGGUGGAAUGUCAGUGAACAGUUGGUCUGAUUGUGGCUGUGAGUCUUGUCUUUCAUGGGUGAAUGAUGGAAGCGACUUUAAACUUCAUUUUGUUGUAAAGGAACCCUUGUUGGCCACUGGUGAGAACUUCCGAGGAAAACCUUCUGAGAAUGUCAUAUUCUUGCAUGGAUUUCUCUGUUCUUCCUCAUUUUGGACACAGACAGUGUUUCCAUAUUUUUCUGAAAAGGUGAAUCACAAGUACAGAUUGAUUGCCAUUGACCUGUUGGGAUUUGGCAAGAGUCCAAAGCCUAGAGAUUGCUCAUACACUUUGAAGGAUCACGUAGAAAUGAUUGAGAAAUCUGUGGUUCAACCUUUGGAGUUGAGUAGCUUUCAUUUAGUUGCACACUCCAUGGGUUGCAUAAUUGCAUUGGCCUUGGCUGCUAAGUACCCCAAGUGUGUCAAAUCAAUCACCCUUGUUGCUCCCCCAUACACUUCUUCUGACGAAAAUGAUGCUUGUCUAAAGACACUAUCAAUGCUUGCUGGAAAGAAAUUGUGGUCCCCAUUGUCGUUUGGUACUUCUUUUAUGUCAUGGUAUGAGCACUUGGGUCGUACUGUUUGCCUCGUCUAUUGCAGAAAUCACAGAAUAUGGGAGAGCAUUCUAAAAUGCAUUACUCGCAAGAGGGAUCUUCAUUUCUUGACAAUAGACUUGGCCAGGCACACCCAUCAUUCAGGUUGGAGUUCCAUGCAUAAUGUGCUAUGUGGAGGAGCAAAAUUUGUGGACAGUUACCUUAUAAUUUUGACCAAAGUUGGAGUGCGCAUAAGUGUGAUUCAAGGUGAUAAAGAUCGAGUUGUCCCAAUGGAGUGUUGUAGUAAGUUAAAGUUGAAGGCUCCUAAUGCUGAAAUCAAUAUCAUUCCAAAUGCAGACCAUGGCACUGUACUAUUUGGCAGAGAGAAGGAAUUUGCAUCUAGUCUAGAGCAUAUAUGGGAAUCUUGCUUUUGA
Molecule: messenger RNA, 1368 nt
Organism: Sphenostylis stenocarpa
Lineage: Eukaryota; Viridiplantae; Streptophyta; Magnoliopsida; Fabales; Fabaceae
Source: the annotation of a GenBank genome assembly